GGGGGCUUCAGUGGACAGUCGUCUCUCACAGCUCUGCGGGCCGCAGACCCGAGCAGAGGGUGCUGCGCAGCUGGGUCCUGGGGAGACCCGCCUCCUGGUCCUGGCUGGCUGUGUCCUCACGGGGGAUGGCCUGAGGGUGGUUUUCUCUGCAGGAGGCCAGAAGCAGCUCGGGGGCAGCUCCCAUGGGGUCCAGCUCUGAGGAGGAAGCCAUGGCCCCGGCCGUCCCCCCGCUGGGGCCCAACGAGAGGUUCCACCUGUUUGUCAGCUACAGCAGCAUGGACGCCACGUGGACCCACUGGCUCAUUGGCCGCCUGGAAGCCGACCACGCAGGGCUGAGGGUCUGCCUGCACGAGAGGGACUUCACCCCGGGCAGGAACGUCCUGGAGAACAUGGCCGAGUGCAUCCAUCAGAGCCAGAAGGUGCUGCUGGUGCUGAGCCAGGACUUCGUGCAGAGCCGGUGGUGCCUCCUGGAGGCCGACCUGUCCCUCUUCGGCUACUGCCUGGACAGGAAGCCGGUCAUCCCUGUCCUGCUGCGGCCCUGCCAGGUCCCGCUGCACCUCAGCCACCUGACCUACCUGGAGGCCACGGACAGCAGCUUCUACAGCAAGGUGGCGCGGCUCCUGUGCACGCCCAGCCACCGCAUGGCGUGCCCCCUGCCUGGCCGGCACCCCGUCCCUGCUCUCUACAGUGGGAAGACCCUCCUGACCGUGAACUGCAUCAACAGGACCAGCCUGCCCUCUUGGAAGGUGGGGACCUUCAGCACCCUGAGCGUCCCGGACCCCUUGAAGGAAGUGUUGCAGGACCCCGAGGUGUACAAGCAUGCCGUGGGCAUCCUGAACGGGGCCAAGUCCCCCAGGUCCUGCCUCCGGUACCUGGGCUGCAGGGUACCGCUCGGCAUCUUCUUCCUCCUUCUCUCCGGGGUUUUCAUCAUGCUUACUGUGGUUUCCUGUGCCCGGCCUAUUACCCGGGAUCUGCAGUUGCUACCAGCCACCACCUGUCUGUUUUUAAGCCUCCUCCUCAUCACCUUAGCAGUUAACGCCCUGUGUUGGUUCAGAAGGUUUUCUAGGAAGAAGAUGCGGGAGCUGGUCCUCAGGGUGGGGGAGGCCAACCAGCUGCUGGCGCCACACUCCGUGCUGAUGGGCUGCGAGACCCUGAACCAGCUGUCCUUCGUGUUCGUGCGGCUGGAGGACUGCCGGCAGGUCUUCCUCGCAGCCCCCGAGGGCGAGGCCCUGUUCCAGGAGGCCCUGCUGCAGUUCUCCUGCGCCUAUGCCUGCUGCCUGGUGCAGGUGCACUUCCCCCCCUAUGGGGAUGUCACAGCAGCUCGGAGCCACCUGCAGCCUGGCCUGUGUUUCUGCCAACCAGUGCACCCUGCCUGCUCUGCCCUGGGCCCAGGUCCUGAAAGGAAGACCCAGCCUCUCUCCAUCCCCCCUCCUGGGGAAGGUGUGCUUGGGGCUCAACACUGCCCCCCGGAGCCGCAGCCGUGCCAGAGACCUCAUCCUCACCGCCGACUCUGAUCAUCCCACAGGAACAGGCGGCACCCCUACAAGGUGACCGAGAACCGAUUCUGGACACUGGGGACAGAGCAGGGAGCAGCUGCAGGCUGCACCGUCUCUGAGCUGCAUGGCCUUCAUCACUCUGCACCCAUAGGGAGCAGGGAGCAGGACCCUCACCUCCUGCCUCCCGCCUCUCCCCAGAGAACGCCUGCAGCUCCAGCCCAAGCAGAGGCAGGACCUGGGAGGUGAGGGGUGGCCCUGGGGCUCUGGCCUGGGCCUUGGUUUACCCACCACUGAAUGAGCACUUGGCAGAUGAUGUCCCAGCAGACCUGAAGUCCAGCGCUGGGCAGGUGUCCCUGUCUCCCCUGGAACCCUUGGGCCAUGGCCAGGCUCGGUACUGGCGAGACUGGCUCAGCUGCUCUGUGGAUCGCUGCCUCCGUCCAUUGUUUGGCCCACAGGGCCCUGAACGACCCUUGCCGCCCCCUGGCCCCAGGCCUCCAGUAGCUGCAGACACAAACCAGCAGAGGCCCCUCCUACACCUUCCCAGCCGCCCUUGUGGGCGGCCUUCCCGUGGGGUUGGGCCUGUGUCAUCCUGGUGUGACCUUCCUGACCUGUGAGCCUCAGUGUGACCUGCCCAGUCCUACAGGACCUGCAGUUCUGGAGGCUCUGUGGCACAGGCAUGAAGUCACAGGGGAACUGGCCUCCUUCUGGCCCCCAGGUCCCAGGCUCCCCACCUUCCUGCAGCUCCUUCCCGGCACCGGUGCUGCCCGAGACCCGCUGUGCCAGGGGCUGGCCUGACGAGCGUAGAGUCUGUCUCUGGGACGGCGACCUCGGUGAGGGCUGUGGCGACCCACCUGAGUGGGGUCUCCACCUCCUGGACCCCGUCCCUGUGUCUCUGGGCCUGGCCCUCAGCGAGUGUUUGCCUGACUUUCAGGUGUUAACCUUGAAACGGCCUUGAGGACCAGGGCUCUGAGGGCUGUGACUCGAGAAUAGUGGUGGGUGCGACGGGAAGUGAGGAAGGCAGCCGGGGGCGCAGGGGAGGCUGGCUCCUGAAGGAGCAGCUGGUGGCAGUGGUCUGACCAGGGAAAGGCCAGCCCCCAAGGCCACGGCCCCCCAUGGGCCUCCGAGGGUCCGGGGUCCCCGAGGAGCACACGGAAUUUCUCUUGUUCUCCUUGAACCCACCGCCCGCGCCGUGGCGUCCCUCAUCAGGGAGCCUGUCCACCGGACGCACUGUGCGAGAGUCACGUUUUCCACUGGGAACGUUUUCUCUCGCACCACCGAAGCCCCGGCAGCUCUCACGCCGUCUUCGGGAGGCUCCUCCGGGCGGUGGGCCGGGCUCCAGGACCCCUCCCUGCGGGCGUCGGUGGUUGGUUAGCUGUCGGCAAGGAAGGUGGCCCAGCGAGUUGCACGUUGCUGAGCCUGACGGGCUGGGCGGCAGGAGCCGGCCCGCAUCGCCAGGAGGCCACGGCUUCACACCCCAGGGGACCGCGGCGACACCCACUAGGGUCGAGACCCCUCCCUCCCCAGCUGGUACCAGACUGUGGCGGGGAACAGGGAACAGGUGGAGGUGAGCACAUGCGCAAUGGGAGUCAAAAUGGCGCAGGGGGAGGUGCUAGUCCAUAGAAGCCUGUCAGUCUAGCCUGGGCAAGCCAUCAAUUGGCUAGGGGGGUAGGGGGGUGGGCCCAUCGGAAGAAGCCUGUGAAAGCUUGGGAAGUCGAUUGGUUAUUUUGAAAAAGCUCGUGGGCCGCCCUGGCUGGUGUGGCUUUGGGUUGAGCGCCACCUGGGAACCAAAAGGUUGCCGGU
Phyllostomus discolor (pale spear-nosed bat) is the source of this 3296-nucleotide messenger RNA. RefSeq lists its product as uncharacterized. Gene Ontology annotation, cellular component: membrane. The transcript is spliced from 3 exons. Bases 183 to 1514 code for a protein of 443 amino acids. Lineage: Eukaryota; Metazoa; Chordata; Mammalia; Chiroptera; Phyllostomidae. Gene Ontology annotation, biological process: immune response; inflammatory response; toll-like receptor signaling pathway. The record is from RefSeq and is a predicted model, not a curated record. Gene Ontology annotation, molecular function: transmembrane signaling receptor activity.